CUCAUCUCUAAAAGCUAUCAAGACAGCCACCAAGAUUCUCCAAAGAUGAAGGGCUUCCUCUUCCUCCUACUUACCAUCAGUCUCCUGGUUAUGAUUCAGAUACAAACUGGAGUCCUGGGGAACAGUACCACUCCUCGAAUGACCACCAAGAAAGUCAAGAGUGCGACCCCAGCACUCAGCAGCCUGGGCGGUGGCAGUGUCCUUCUCUUCUUGGCCAACACCCUCAUCCAGCUCUUCUACCUCAGCUGAGGUGACAUGCCUCAGCCCUAGCCCUGUGCCCCCUGAGAUAGCUGCCACCAUCGCUAGCGAGAGAAGCUCCCCCCACCCACCACCACAGGUCCAGGAGGGGUGGAUGCCAGAGAUCACCAGGUUGUUGGAAUUAAACGGUAGUGCCUUGGAGGCAAUGACCGACACAGGGAGGUACUGAUAUGGAGGGGCAAGCACCACCCAGCUGGGGGUCAAUAAACAUGUCCUGUACUCGG
Messenger RNA from Canis lupus familiaris (dog), 482 nucleotides. It is a transcript of the gene CD52, whose product is annotated as CD52 molecule. Gene Ontology annotation, biological process: positive regulation of cytosolic calcium ion concentration. NCBI's taxonomy places the organism in Eukaryota, Metazoa, Chordata, Mammalia, Carnivora, Canidae. Gene Ontology annotation, cellular component: sperm midpiece. The record is from RefSeq and is marked provisional.